Messenger RNA from Candidozyma auris, 4926 nucleotides. Its product is annotated as aminophospholipid-translocating P4-type ATPase DNF3. Gene Ontology annotation, biological process: intracellular protein transport; phospholipid translocation; post-Golgi vesicle-mediated transport. The record is from RefSeq and is a predicted model, not a curated record. Gene Ontology annotation, cellular component: plasma membrane. Bases 1 to 4926 code for a protein of 1641 amino acids. Lineage: Eukaryota; Fungi; Ascomycota; Pichiomycetes; Serinales; Metschnikowiaceae. The transcript has a single exon. Gene Ontology annotation, molecular function: ATP binding; ATPase-coupled intramembrane lipid carrier activity; magnesium ion binding.
AUGCCCGAGGAUAGCACGCCUCACACACGCCGCAAGCGUGGGCUCUCGUUGCGCUCGCAGCUCCUCAACAAGGCUGUGGCGGCAUCCAUCAACCCGUUCUGGGAUUCGAGGCGACUGUCCCAGAUCGAGUUAGACAAUUUGCCCAGCGGGCUGGCGUCGUCGCUGCUGCCUGACGCUGGCCACUUGGCCUCCACCACAUACCCGGAGCCGAACUCGGAGUACCUUCUGCCCCCGCUGAUCACCGUGGACAGACCGCAGGAGCUGGCGAAACGGGAGUAUCCCCAGUAUAACCAGAAGAUGCUGCGUCUGACAACACGCCUCACGACAAUUCUGAGCGCUAAUAGCUCGGACGUGGAAGGAGGCAGCAGCUACAAUAGAGAGAGCCGCUUUGCCAGGCAGAAGAGGUUCCGAAACUCGUGGAAGGGCACCUUCAUCAAGUACAAGAAUAGGCUCCUAGGACGGUCCCAGUUGGGGGCUACUGAGGCUGGGAGGAUCAUCCCGCUCUGUAUGCGACAGGAAAAGGCCAACUCCAUCUUUGGCGACGAGUACUACUCAAAAACCCACCGCUCUUUUAUUGAUGAGCGCUCGGGCGAGCCCUAUAUCUCCAACACCAUCACGUCUUCCAAGUAUAACAUCUACACAUUCCUUCCGAAACAGCUACGUGCUCAGUUCUCCAAGCUAGCCAACUGCUACUUUAUGGUGGUAGCCAUCAUGCAGAUGAUCCCAACGUGGUCUACCACGGGUCAGUUCACCACCAUCAUUCCCCUCAUGAUUUUCAUGUCCAUUUCUAUAGCUCGUGAAGGCUUUGAUGACUGGAAGCGUCACACUCACGACAAAGAAGAAAAUUCAAAAGUUGCUCACGUUGUGCGUGAAGAUGCAGACUUGGCCCAGUUUGAUACCCACUCAAUACAUACCAUCAUGACAGAAACCAUUCCCGUGGGGAACAAUGGGCCCGAAGAUCGUUCUCACAACUCGUCCAAUGGGUCUUUGGUGGAUGGAACCAUGAACAUCUUCUCAAAUUCGCUAGCCAUGACUCGCUACAACUUGCGUCUGGACGCCACAGCUUGGAAAGAUAUCAAGGUUGGGGAUAUCCUACAAAUCAACGAGAACGACUGGAUCCCUGCUGAUGUGCUUCUAUUGUCUGUUGAUAAUGACGAGACCGAGGCGUUUGUCGAAACCAUGGCUCUUGAUGGUGAGACAAACCUCAAAUCAAAGUUCGCACACCCCGAACUUCUGAAACUCACGCAUAAACCAAGCGAUUUGAAAAAUGUCCACUGUUUGGUCACCACAGAAGACCCCAAUCCAGACUUGUACAAUUUUGAGGGUCAUUUCUCUCUGAAUGGCUCCAACUACGCCCUUGGCCUCGACAAUGUACUUUAUAGAGGUAGCAUUUUGCGGAACACCAGGUCGGUACUAGGACUUGUUGUUUUCACGGGUGAAGAAACAAAGAUUCGCAUGAACAACCUAAAAAAUCCUCGAACAAAAGCGCCAAAACUUCAGCGCAACAUUAACUUCAUUGUAUUAUUUAUGAUUUUCGUUGUCAUUACUUUGUCGGCGAUGUCGACAAUGGCACAGCGUCUUUACCUUAAAAAUGAUCUUCACAAAGCAUGGUAUUUAUUCGAUCAGGAUGUUGGUGUUGCAGCAACACUUAUGGGAUUCAUCAUCAUGUAUAACACAUUGAUACCGCUCUCCCUUUACGUGACAAUGGAGAUCAUUAAAGUGAUGCAACUUUUGUUUUUGCAGUACGACAUUGACAUGUACGAUGUCAAAUCGAAUACCCCGGCAGAUGCGAAGACAGCAACAAUUCUUGAAGAGUUGGGUCAGGUCUCUUAUGUUUUCUCAGAUAAAACAGGAACCCUUACUGACAACGAAAUGCUUCUAAGAAAGUUCAGCGUGUGUGGUGCUAACUGGAUUCAUGAUAGCGAUCAAUUGGAUCAAGACAAGGAAGACUCGGACUUUGGCUACCGUCAUAUGGCAAAAGUUGAUGCAAUUCGCCCCCUGCAGCAAAACAAAGCUCAAGUACAAAGCAGAAAGAGUACAACUUCUGUUGUGAGACAAAGCAUGGAUGUCAAAUCUAUUAACUCGACUACUACUUGGAGAUCUACAGCUCAGCCUGAAAAAGAGCAGAACUUGGCAAGUUCAUUGUAUCUCUUGAAGUACAUUCAGAGCCAUCCGCUGACAAUCUUCUCCAGAAAAGCUACAUUUUUUCUUUUGAGUAUUGCCCUUUGUCAUACAUGUCAACCCAGACAGACGAAUAAAGGUGGUAACAGCUCAACUUACACACUCGCUGACAACAGCGAAGAGGAGGAAGUCAACAAUCUUGAGGAAGAUGCAGGCAUCACCUACCAAGCGGCUUCGCCUGAUGAGCUCGCCCUAGCAGAAGCUGCCAGAGAUCUCGGCUUUGUAAUUGCGGAUAAGCAGAACAGUGUCAUCACCAUAAAAACUUAUCCUCAGGGUUUUGAUGCACAUCCAAGAACCGACCAAUAUGAGAUACUAGAUGUUGUCGAGUUCAAUUCAGUCAGAAAGAGGAUGUCCGUUGUCGUCAGGUUCCCAGAUGGAAGAGUUGGUGUCAUUUGCAAGGGUGCUGAUAACAUCAUACUUGAAUUGUUGAAAAACGCUGACCUUGCCAAAAGAAAAGCAAGAGAGAUAUUUUUGUCGGCUGCUGAUAGGAAAACCCAAGAAGCUGAGAUCGUAUUACAAAACAAGGUUUCAGCGGAAUUGGAAAACAGGAAGUCGCUCUCAUCCUUAAGAGGUCUGAGCAUCGAUCCUGCGGAAAGAAUUGGAUCCAUUGAUAACAUCGUUUCCCGACAGGAGAGCGAUAUAAGUCAAAUUGCUACAAAAGCUAGGCAGUCUCUUCAUAUGCAACAAAACAAACGUUACAGUUUAGAUGAGCAUAACGAUGCCGAUACCACCCAAAAUUCGCAUGCCUUUAUACCAAAAGACAAGUUGCUUGUUAACGAGGAAUUCUUGAUUGAGAAGACAUUGGAACACAUUGACGAAUUCUCUACCGAAGGCUUGCGUACAUUGUUGUACUCAUUCAGGUGGCUCAGCAAUGCUGAGUAUGAAGAUUGGGCCGAAGAAUACCGUGAAGCUAAAAUUGCUCUUACUGACCGUGCUCAGAAAGUGCAAGAAGUAGGUGCUAAGAUAGAGCAUAGCUUUGAGCUUCUUGGUGCUACGGCUAUCGAAGAUAAAUUGCAAGACGGUGUGAGUGAGGCCAUAGACAAGAUUCGCCGUGCAGGGAUCAAGAUGUGGAUGCUCACAGGAGACAAGAGAGAAACAGCCAUCAAUAUUGGCUACUCUUGCAGACUCAUCAAAGAUUAUUCCACAGUUGUUAUCUUGUCAAGUGAUGAAGGCACAGAGAAGUUAACACAAAGAAUCAACACUGCUAGUCUGGAGAUAAAAGCCGGUCGUAUCGCCCAUUCUGUCGUUGUCGUCGACGGCGCCACAUUAAGUGACAUCGAAAGUGACCCUACUUUAUUUUCCAUUUUUAUUGAACUUUGCAUUCAAACUGACUCUGCGAUUUGCUGCAGAGCUUCGCCAUCCCAGAAAGCAAGUAUGAUCAAUUCAGUUCGAUCAUUGAGCAAACGGGACGUGACACUUGCCAUUGGCGAUGGUGCCAAUGACAUUGCCAUGAUCCAAAGUGCCGACAUUGGUGUUGGUAUCACUGGUAAAGAAGGUCUCCAAGCGGCUCGUUCGGCUGACUAUGCAAUUGCGCAAUUUCGCUUCUUGCUCAAAUUAUUGCUUGUCAACGGUCGUUACAAUUAUAUCAGAACGUCCAAGUUUGUGCUCACCACGUUUUAUAAAGAGCUUCUAUUCUACUUGACACAAUGUGUCUAUCAGAGAUACACAAUGUUUACAGGUACAUCUAUGUAUGAGAAAUGGUCUUUGUCGAUGUUCAACACCCUUUUCACGUCCUUGCCUGUCCUUUGUGUUGGAAUGUUUGACAAAGAUUUAGAGCCCUCAACACUUUUAGCUGUUCCCGAGCUUUACAGCACAGGACGGCUUUAUAAAGCAUUCAACCUAAAGAUCUUCAUUUUGUGGAUGGUGUUGGCUACAUUGCAGAGCGUGGGGGUUUCUUUCAUUGCUUAUUUUGCAUGGGGAUUCACAGCCACAAGAGACAAUACCUCAUUGCCGUUGGGAACAUUGGUCUUUUGGACCCUUGUCAUCGUCAUAAAUGCCAAAUCGCAGUUUUUUGAACAGCGUAAUAAGCAGUGGUUGGCAUUUGCAUCUUUUAUUAUCUCAGUGGGUGGUUAUGGGCUUUGGAACGUGUUGAUCAUGUUCCUUCAUAGGAGCAAUCAGCCAACCAUUUACUUUGCUGAUUAUGGUUUGAUGGAGUUUGGAGAAGACGUCUCAUGGUGGGCGGCUUUGUUGAUUCUAUUCACCUGCUUGCUUUUCUUCGACUUCAUUCUCAAGUUGUUGAAGAUCAUGUUUUCACCAAGCGAUGUCGAGCUCUUCCAGAUAUACGAGAAGGACCUUGAGCUCAGAAGAAUGUUCGAAGAACGAUCGUUCAAAGAAUUAAAGCAGGGCUGGUUACUUCCCAGGGAACCCUCAACAACAAGAAUUCGCAUCAAGCAACUCUUGAACAAACUCUUUGGAUCAUUCUCUGAAAGCUUCAAAACUGACAUUGCCGUGGACGAAACUCCAGGUUCUGCUGCUCAAAGAAAACGUGCCGGGACCAACCCCCUUGAGUCUGAACUCCCACCAAGCGGUGAAGGUAUUGGAUACACAGGUGAUUACGAACCACGCUACAACGAUGACGACGACAGUGAUUACGUUGUCCUACCAAGUGGUGCUCGUGUGAGGAAGAAAAAGCCAGGCGUUUUAUCGCAGUUCGCCAACAAGUUCAAAAGGAACAAAUCAUCCGACGAAGAUGAGGAUGUUGACGAUAUCAUUGAUAACAGAUUGAGAGAACUUCGUGAAUCAUAG